AUUUAGUAUACAAACUACAAACCAUAUUGAAUAUCGUAUACGAAUAUUAGAAAUAAUAAAACGAAUUGUUGUAUUCCCUGAUACAAACUACAAAGUAAAUCAAUUCUGUAUGAUUCAAUGUUCUGUGAUGAUAGUAUCUGUGUUUUUGUAACUAUUUCUGUUAAUUAUUAUUAUUCACUUAUUUGUAUUUUAUAUAAUUUUAAAGAUCCUUUAUAGUUUAAAUUGCAACUAGCAACUCGCAAUCAUGAGCUAAGAUAAAAUUAUAUUAUGAUAAUUUAAUUUAUUUCAAAAAUAUUAAAAUAAAAUUAACUCUAAUAUACAAUUUAUCACUGUAAUAGACAUUAUUUGAAUAUAAAGGUAAAUAGUUUUUACCUUAAGCGUUUAUGGUGGAAAAAUCUGAAUCAAGUCAAUUAUUUCUUAUUAUUGUAAGUAAAAAUGACUGAACCAGUUGAAAAAGACAGUUCCAAGACGACUGAAGUAAAAAAAGUAGUAAAAAAUGCUACGGAUUUACAACGUUUGAAACUCGAAAGACUUAUGAAAAAUCCUGAUAAACCUGUUUAUAUACCUGAGCCACGAUCGGACAAAAAAUCUCCUCACGUUCCCGAAUUUGUAAGGAAUGUUAUGGGAUCAAGUGCUGGAGCUGGCAGUGGUGAGUUUCAUGUUUAUCGACACUUAAGACGCAAAGAAUAUGCUAGACAAAAACACAUACAAGUAAAAGCAGAAAAGGAACUUUUGGAAGAAGCCUAUCGUCAAAAAAUAUUAGAAAACAAACAAAUGGCUGAAGGGCGUACAGCUAAGAAAAGAGCAAAGAGAUUAAAGAGAAAAAAGGUUUUAAGGGAAAAAUGUAAGAUGUCCAAGAAAAGUAAUUCUACCAAUAGUGUUAGUGAAAAUGAAUCUACUAGUGAUGAUGAUGACGAUCAAAAUAAAACUGAGGCAUAAAAUAACACAAUAUUAUAAUGAAAAUAAUGUUUAUGUAAAAAGAUGUAAAUAAUA
Molecule: messenger RNA, 993 nt
Organism: Myzus persicae (green peach aphid)
Lineage: Eukaryota; Metazoa; Arthropoda; Insecta; Hemiptera; Aphididae
Product: PRKR-interacting protein 1 homolog
Exons: 3
Coding region: 436-939 (167 amino acids)
Biological process (GO): negative regulation of protein kinase activity
Cellular component (GO): nucleolus
Molecular function (GO): protein kinase inhibitor activity; protein kinase binding; double-stranded RNA binding
Source: RefSeq, a predicted model, not a curated record